UUACGGUCAAAUCCCCAUCUCCACUUCUCCGGAUCCACCCAGCCACGAACAAGGACGCCUUUCCGGCCUCGCAGCACGCAGCAGCUUCUCAUUUCUUCAGCCACCAACCAACCACAGCACGAAAAGGAGGGAAGAGAACCGAAACACUUCUAACUCGCUCCCUACCUGAGACCUCAGUCCCUCUCCCUCUCAUAAACGACGACGAGGAGGCCGCACGUACUCCGCAAUAUAGCUUCUCAGUUCACGCUCUCUAGUCUCUCCUCCAGGCCUCCACCACCGGCUCCAGCAGCCUGAGCUAGUGAGCUGAGCACCGAGCACGAGCUGCCAGCCACCGUACGGCCCGGGCAGAAGCGGAUCGGAGGAGCAGAAGCAGAGCGAGAUGGGGCUGGGCGUGAAGGCGACGCCGUUCACAUACGCGGCGCACGCGCUGGCCGCGGCGGCGGCGGUGCUGGUGCUGGUGUGGUGCGUCCACUUCCGCGGCGGCCUCGCGCUCGAGGCGCAGAACAAGAACCUCAUCUUCAACGUUCACCCUGUUCUUAUGCUGAUUGGCUACAUUAUCCUCGGCAGUGAAGCCAUUAUGAUCUACAAGGUGUUUCCAAAACUGAACCACGACACAGCCAAGCUGACGCACCUCAUCCUCCACGCCAUCGCGACCGUGCUCGGCGCCUUCGGCAUCUACUGCGCGUUCAAGUACCACAACGACAGCGGCAUCGCCAACCUCUACAGCCUGCACUCCUGGCUCGGGAUCGGAACCAUCUCUCUGUACGCCAUUCAGUGGGUGUUCGGGUUCGUGACCUUCUUCUUCCCCGGCGCGGCGCCGAGCGUGAGGCGCAGCGCGCUGCCCUGGCACGCGCUGUUCGGGCUCUUCGUCUACGUUCUGGCGCUGGCGACCGCGGAGCUCGGGUUCCUGGAGAAGCUCACCUUCCUGGAGAGCGGGGGGCUCGACAAGUACGGCGCCGAGGCGUUCCUGGUCAACUUCACGGCGCUCGUCGUCGUGCUCUUCGGCGCCUCCGUCGUCGUCGCCGCAGUCACGCCGGCGCACGUCGAGGAACCGCGGGGCUACGCUCCAAUUCCGAUCAACUAGAGGGUAUAAGGAGUUGCUGAAAAUUCAGAAGAGUGCAGCUUUUGUUCUGUUUGAAUUAAACCAUGACAUCAGGCGUCUGGCUUAAGUCUGGAAAACGCAUCCGGAUCUACUUCGAAGCGAACCCGAGGUGUUCGGUCUAUAAAUACAACCCGAUGGGUCCUCUUUCCUCUGCUUUUC
Molecule: messenger RNA, 1261 nt
Organism: Sorghum bicolor (sorghum)
Lineage: Eukaryota; Viridiplantae; Streptophyta; Magnoliopsida; Poales; Poaceae
Product: probable ascorbate-specific transmembrane electron transporter 2
Exons: 4
Coding region: 380-1084 (234 amino acids)
Molecular function (GO): oxidoreductase activity
Source: RefSeq, a predicted model, not a curated record